This is a messenger RNA of Striga asiatica, 1074 nucleotides long. The record is from the annotation of a GenBank genome assembly. NCBI's taxonomy places the organism in Eukaryota, Viridiplantae, Streptophyta, Magnoliopsida, Lamiales, Orobanchaceae.
AUGCUUCCUAUAAACGUUGCCAUGGCAAAUUCCACCCCCACUUCACCGACAUUUUUUGGGCUUGUCGCCGUGCUGGAUGACCCAGUGAGAAUUGGGCCCAGUCUGGAUGCCGAGAUCGUGGGCCGGGCCAAGGGAUGGAAGAAAUCCUUACCUGCAGAACUAUCGAGAAAUGUCGAUAAUGGCGGGAUGGGAGAUUUCCUGUUGGCGCGUGGACACAUUGGGGUGAAUACGAUGACAAAGAUGGAGAAGCAAAUAAUCAUACUAUGUAUAUAUAUCCUCCUCUCUAUAGCUCUCUUGGGCCAAGCCCAUAGUAUUCCCGCCAAAAAAUGGUCCCGACGCGCUUUCCACGGGAGAGAGAAAGUCACACGUUUACAAGUGUACGUCCAAGACAUAUUGACCGGCCCAAGCCCGACUAAUAUAGCCGUGGCCCGGGCCAACACCACUUUCGCUUCCCCGACCCUUUUCGGGCUUGUUGCGGUGAUCGACGAUCCGGUGAGAACGGGCCCAAGCCUGGGCUCGGAGAUAGUGGGCCGGGCCCAGGGACUCUUCGCCUUCGCCUCGUUGGAGGAGAUUAGCCUCCACAUGACGUUCGACAUAUUCUUCACGGGCAGGGCCCACAAUGGGAGCACGCUGAGCCUGAUCGGACGCAAUCCGUACCCACGGGACUACCGUGAGCUGUCGGUGGUCGGUGGGUCAGGCGAUUUCAGGCUGGCGCGCGGGCAAGUUGGGAUAAGGACAGUGUCGGUUGAUAGCACGACGGGCAAUGCAAUCGGGCCAAGCCCGAAUGCAGAGACAGUGGGUCGGGCCCAAGGAUUUUUCGCCCACUCUUCAUUAAAUGAGAUAAGUAUCCACAUGACAUUUGAUAUCGUGUUCACGAAAGGCGAGUAUAGUGGGAGUACGCUUAAUUUGGUGGGUCGAAACCCCUAUCCGAGAGAAUAUCGUGAAUUGUCGAUUGUCGGUGGGUCGGGUGCAUUUCGAUUGGCGCGCGGCUUUGUUGAGAUUCGAACCGUGUCGGCCGAAAACUGGACGGGAAUCGCAUUUUUUCAGUAUAAUAUUACGAUUUUACACUAUUAA